CCACCAGUCGAGUAGCCGCUUCGAAGGGUCAUUAUUCCUCUACACUGCAGCGGUAGUCAGUGUGCGCCGAGUUCGCAACCAAACUUGAAGGAACCGUCAAUGAUUCCUACUCAGCUUUAUCUCCUGCUUUUGUUAAUCGGAGAUUCGCCAAUCCUGUUUGUGAUCUCAACUUUUGGCGCGGCCAGUAAGAAAGAAUGCUUGCCACUUAUUCAACACCCUCAGGCCCUCAAAAAGAGAGCUUAUCCUCAGCGUCUAUUAGAACCAACCACAAAGUGGGAGGUUGAGGCUCAGUCACUUCGAGCAAGUGGCGACUAUGGUUCUCGUGACAAGCAAUUAUAUAAAAAGAUUCAAAAUUACAAGAUACGAAUCCCUAGCGAAAAUAUUCAAGAUGAGCGACUGAAAGUAGAACAACAUCAAAAUCUUCGACUGAUUUAUGACACCCUUGCUUUACUAGAACUGAAGGAGCGCUUCACACCUCCGAAUGUUGAAAUUUUGAAUCGGAAUCUCAAAAUAUUAGCAUCAGGUCCAAAGAUUUCGAACCUUGUCGUCAAAGGUGUUAAAGGUGGUGCAUCAAGUUUUGAAAUGAAUUUGUUUGAUUUUCUAUCAAAAUCCUUUAGAGAAGACAAAUUACAAUUGUGGUGUCAGCUUUAUGAUUCUUGGCACUCACUGAAUACGAAUUUUUUGAAUGAAGUCAGCAUAAUCCUCAAAACGCAAGAUCUGAUGAAGGCUUCGGACAAAUUAAUGGUGAAAGCUCGGAUUGCAAACUCAAUUUCAAAGAACAAACCGAAACCAAGGUUAUCGGAUGUUGAUGUACAGACCGGGACGGUGCAUCAAGAUUCAUCAUAUCUGUACACAAGAGUCAAUCAAAUCUCUCCUGGAAUUUGGAAAUUUUGCUUACCAAUGAAAAAUGGACAAUUCGAUGUCAAUUUUUUAACAAGCAACCCGAUCGCUCGCUUGAGUUGGUUUUUGGAUGACUUGGAUCCAGGUGAAAUGACUGUAUAUGCCCAAGCUCUUCAAAAAAUCCAACCCCCCUCUCUGCCAGAAUUGAUGAAAAGGCAGCUUAUACUCGAGCAAGAUCAUCAUACCGAACCGAGCAAAAAAUUUGCACAACCCAGCUGGUUUGUACAACACAUGGGUUGGGAUCAUUUUCAAAGAAUUAUGUUGGAAUUUGAGAAAUUCCCACUUGGAAAUAAUGGCAAGCUUAAGCUAAGAGUCUCUUCGCAACGCGGGGAUAAAACCAGAUCGAGUGGAACAAUUUCAUCCAAAUUUUUGAGAAGUGCCUCGGAGAAAGAGUGGAACGACUUUUCGAAGAAAAAGUUGAACGAUGUUUGCAAGAAGGAACUGAACGAGCUUUUGGAGAAAAACAUGCUUCUCGCCAUUGCCCCGGAUGUCGACAUUUCGUUGAGCAUGAUGCAGUGGCUCAGAAACUUGUGCGUACUUCAUUUGGUAGAACCAUACAAAAGUUUCCAUAAUUGCUGA
Messenger RNA from Puccinia graminis f. sp. tritici CRL 75-36-700-3, 1479 nucleotides. RefSeq lists its product as uncharacterized. The coding region runs from base 100 to 1479 and encodes 459 amino acids. The transcript has a single exon. The record is from RefSeq and is a predicted model, not a curated record. NCBI's taxonomy places the organism in Eukaryota, Fungi, Basidiomycota, Pucciniomycetes, Pucciniales, Pucciniaceae.